Messenger RNA from Caenorhabditis auriculariae, 10994 nucleotides. Lineage: Eukaryota; Metazoa; Nematoda; Chromadorea; Rhabditida; Rhabditidae. The record is from the annotation of a GenBank genome assembly.
AUGUGGAUUAUCUUUCCUUUUUCAGCUGCAACCAGCCAUCAACGCGUGUUGGCCACCAAUCGGACCAAAGCGUCACUGCGGAGCUACUCCGCGUCCUGCACGGUGACGGACUCGUCGUCGACGACGACGACGUCAUCUGCCGCUGAAGACGUCCUCCCCGGUCAGCUGUUUCCGAUGGCCGACGAGAGCGGCGAGCCUGGCAGCAGCACCGCCGCCGCCUCCAGCAGCACCUCCAACGUCGGCGGCGUCAUCGAAACGUCGUCCGUCGACGUCGUCCCCGUCGACGUCUUCUAUCCCUCGGUCUCCCAAAGCUCUGCUACUGUUUCAAGGUUCAUUUUUUUUUUACUUUCUUGAUUAGUUGAAAAUAUAAAAGUUACAAUUGAAAAAAAAAUCAAUUGCAUAAGAAGUCUGAGCGAAAUUUAUGCUAAACUAUGUUUUGUCUCAAAUGGAGGCUUUGGAAAGUUCUUAGAGCUUUUUGGAUAUUUUAUAAAGAGAUUUUUUUUUUGUGAAAAGUUCAAUGAAAAGCAAUGUGGGAAAAAAGUCUGCGGAAAACUGUCAAACGCGCUCCAUUGCUAAUCUCUUCUGUCUCAGCGGUCACUCUGGGGAUUACUUAAAAAAAUGUAAUGACGUGUUCAUCGUACAAUACGGAAUUUGUUCCAAAAAAGAAAAAUAAGAACUGCUUUGGUGCGUCAAUGAACACACUUUCGCGUUUUGAAACAUGUCCCAUUUUUACGAUGCAAAAACACCGCGAUGUUUUUUUCAAUUUUUUUUCGUUUAACCAAAUAUUUUUCAGGUAUUCUUUACGUAAACGGCGUUCCUGUUCAACGCAAAAAGAGGAAGAAGCAUGUAGUCCAAUCAGCGGCGCGACGGCCGACGAGGUUUUGUUUGGACAAGUUUCAAAGAGUAAAAAAGGUGUUUCCAGACGACGCAGCCUACGUUGAAACGAUUCAAAACGGAUUCUAUAUCGCCCGGUGAAGCGCGAAAAGAGUUUGUUUUACGGAUUUGAUCAAUAAAAAUUUUUGCUAUUGAAAAUUUUCGAAAAACUUUAUUUCUUUCAAUGCAUCAAGUGAAUCAAAACUUAAAGCAUAUGCAGUGUUUUUCUGUAAUUUUGACAUCGAAUUGAUUUUUUUUUUCCUUCAGUUGUGCCGUUGAAGAAGAGCCCUGCGAAUUGACAUCGGAUGGCGUCGACCAUAUCAGUCGAAUGCCAGAAGAAAUUCUUAUGAAGGUUUCCGUUUGACAUAUUUUUGAGAUGAACUCGAAAGAUUGAAAUAACCUUGGGAUUUGCAAAAAGCUCAGAAUUUUUUUUCAAAGUACUUUUAUUUGAAGUUUGAUAAUCUUUUCUUCAAUUUGAAGAUCAAAUGUGAUUUUUGGCGGUUUAGUGUUUUUUAGAGUUUUUCCUAGAUAUUUGAAAAAAAGUGAUGCUUUCUAACGGUCAUUUCUAAAACGAAUUUUUCAUAACUUAGUUUUUUUCUUUUUUUGAGUUUCAUAAUAAAAAAACUAGGUUCAAAACUGGCCUUUUUCCACAAUGAAUGAAUUAAAUGUAUUGAUUAAAUUUAUCUGAAUAUUACAAUCUUUUUGAAGUUUUGAAUUUCGUCAUAUGUUGAAUGAGAUAGGCUUGAAAAAAACACUCUGUCAGAAUUUGUAACCGUGUGAACGAGGAAAACAAUUUUAUGGAUUUAGAAACUUAUUCUAUGAAAACGCCCAUUUUCUUUCAGAUUUUCAAAUACCUGCAUCAAAAAGAUCUCAUCAAUAGCAUAUCAGUCAACAAUAGAUUUUAUCGAUUAGCCAACAGCAUCAAUGUUUGGUGAGUUACCUUGUUUUUUUUUUGAUCAUUAAAACUGGAAUUAUUUCAGGAAAACGCUUUAUCAAGACAUUUUCGGGUAUCGGGUACCAUUGUACCAUCCAACGCAUGGGAAAUUUGAAUUUCGCGAGCCGAACAAGUGGCGGGACGAGAAUCCCUGGAAGGAGAGCUUCCGGCAAUUGGUUCGUGGCUUUUUUUAUUUCAUUGGAAAUUCAUUUUAUUCAAUUUUGGUGUGUAGAUGAUCUGAUAAUGAAGAGAUGUGCCAAAGUUAUUAGUGGCCACUUAAGAGUUUUUACCUUUUUGUGCACGCUGUAGUAGUCAAAUUUGCGGCCAGUUAGGUGACUCAAAUUUAGCUCUAGGAGUCUAAGACCUCUAAAAACUACUGUAGUGGCCACUAUGACGUAAAAUAGUGGCUUUAGUUGCCACUUUAGUGUCCUCUCAUAAAAGUCCUUAAAGAACCUCUCAAGUGCAACUAGGAUCCAUCCCAGUAAAUGGAUGAAAUUUGAGUAAAGUUUUUAUAAAGUUCUAUUUUCAGAGAAAUGGAGUUCAUGUGAGACCGCGAAACUCCGACAUGGAGGACCUGCGAUCGCGGGAAAUUAUGGUCUUCGAUCGGAUCGAGCUCGCUUUGUCGUCAGUUUUGUUUGAAUACGGAAAAUGACCCCUGAAGUAUGUAAUCGCAAAAACGAAAAAAAAAAGAGCAGUAGGGCUCAAGAACGCCAGAGUGGUCCCUAAAGGGCUCGCGGAAAUGACCACUCUAGGGGAGCGUGCUAGUCGUUUACUGUUCUAUGAGAAAAAGCAUUUCCACGCGAAAAAAAAUCCAUGAUUUUUGUUUUUUCGAUCGAAUAAAAUUUGUCAACAGAAAUGUCAUCGUUCAGUUUUUAUUUCAAAUCGAAACAAAAAAAAAUGGAAAAAUUUCUAUAUGGGUUAAUCUUCAAAAGCUUAGGGUUGAACCCCUAUAGAGACCACUCAAAUUUUACCCCUCAUUAUUUUGUCAGUUUUCAAGGAAUAUUAAAGGCGCAGAAACCAAUCGAAGAAAAAAUUUUCAGCGAUAAAUUGCUUUAGCUUUAUGUCGAUUUCACAGAACCGAUACGCGUUAUUAGUACUUGAAAAAUUGUAAAAGCCAAAAAGACGUCAUUCUUCCCGAAAAUUUGGUUAAAAGAGAUUUACUUGAAUAAUUUUCAGUGCAAUUCCUAGAUGAUUUUCUCCAUUCCUAAUAUUUUCAGUUUCCUGGAGGCGAACCCAAACCACGAGAAGCUAAUCUUCUUGCACGCCGGUGUUUAUCAUCCCACCGACACGCUCACCAUCAGCUCGCCCGUUCAGAUCAUUGGAGCCGGUAAUUUUUGUUUUUUGCCUAGAAACAUAUAUUUUCGAAUCAAACAAGUUUAUCUAAAAAAUCAGUUCUUCUGACAUUAUUUCCAUGAUCUGAAACUCUCAGGAAAGCUCAAAAAAAGGCCCUCAAGUAUGGAUUGAGUUAGGAAGACAUGUUAGAUCUCAGUAGACAAGAGCCGAGUGUUCUCUUAAAUGAUUUCAUUAGCAUAACACUAAGUGGCUUCUAUAGUGAUCUCAUAUCUUCCUAACCCCUUCAGGGACCACUCUGGCGUCCCUAAAAAUGGUUGAAUUUCAAAAAAUUUCAAGAAUAUGCUUGGCAAAUUUUGAAGCAUCAUUUUUUCAAAACGAGACGAGAUAUGUUCAACGGAUAUUUAUUUCGAGUUUUCUCCGCAUUUCUCCCCUCAUUAGAGGCUUUUGACAUUUGAUCAUGGUCCUAACGAUUUCAAACAUCAUACAUGUGGACAGAAACUGAAGGCUUCACUGUUCCAACUUUACGAUCUCGUUAUAAGCCGCAACGGGCCGAAGAAGACGGCCUUGUGUAACGUGUGUCCUGUCUCCCGUGUGACGUAGCAAAUCGAAUAGACGCGCCUCCUUGCCAGCCGUGUAUUGGUCACUCGGAACGAGAGCGUCAAGUCCAAUCGGCUGUCGCGAAUCCAAAGUCCGAUUCAUGCAAAAUCCUCCGCAAGGGACAAUGCCAAAAGGGCAAUUUGUAGAAAGCAUAUAAAAAAAAUCGAUCGGAAAGCCAAUAAAUUGUAUUUUGACUAUUCUUCACGAGCUUUUAAAUGCAAUUAUGUACUUGGAAGAGUUAUGAAAAAAAUGAUUUUUAAGUUGUCGAAUUUACUUUUUUUAAAGAAUUUCUUCUGAUUCAGAUCUCCUGUGGGCAAAUUCUGAAAAUAGCAAAAAAAUCUAUUUUUUUGAUAAACGCUGUCAAGUCGCAGUCUCCCGCAAAAUAUUUCCAGAAAAAUCGGAACUUGUGCAGUUACGAUUUUUUUAGAGUCUCCACCAGUACUUCAAGCUGUGUUCUUGCUGAGUUUAUGAAAUUUGUCAGGUUCCAAAUGAAAUCACCUCCCUCAACUAUGUGAUGUGGAUCAUUGUUACCUUUUAUAGAAACAUUAAAAUAAUCUUUUUCUUUAAUCUGAAGCUUUAAACUCAAGAACGCCAGAGUGGCCCAUAUGGGGAUGAAUUUAUGAAGAUGCCUGGUUGUCAAAUUUCUCUUUUUUUUACUAGAUCUUUCAAAAUCUGCGUUCUUUAUGCACGAAAAAUAUCUGUCUGCAAAUGACUGUCAACUAAAAAUUGGUUACUUUUGAUGAGAAUAUAAUCUUUUUCAGCGUCGAGCGACAUCACACAGUCAGUGAUCAUCGAAGGAUCGCGCAACACGACGAUCGCCUUCACAGAAGGCAGCGCUGGCGCCUACGUCGGCCACAUGUCCAUCCGUUUCCGACCCGAGCGGAACGGUCCCUCCAUCCUCGGCGCCCAGCCUCAUCAGCCGCCUCAGCAGCAUUUCUACGCCUUGUUGGUCACCGACGAGGGCGCCGCUCCGAUGAUCGAACGCUGCGAUGUCAACUCCAAGUCGAGCUUCGGUGCCGCGAUGUGCGUCAAGAAGAGCGCCGAACCCAAGGUAUUUCCAUAACAGGCCCCUCAAGGACUUCUUGGAGAAGAAACUAAAAGCGCCUGCUACCUUGCUUCUUAGUGGUCACUAGAGUAGUUUUCAGUGGUUUAGUAGUACCCCUUAGACUCCUAAAAAGGCCACUUAUUUUUUAGUCACCACAUUGGUCGCUAAAUCGAUCGCUACAGUGGUCACUAAAAUGUCAGAGCCCUAAAUUGGCAACUGGUGCUCAAUUUUUUACGAUUAAGCAAGUUUUAGAAAAUUCCCAUUCGAAAAGUAAAAUGACUUCCUUUUGAGUUUUCGGCAAUGGGCUAGGUCUGAUUAUAGUUCAUCCAGUUGAAAUCCAAAUUUAGCCUUUCAUCAGCUCAAAGCGCUUUUAACUCAAGUAAUCAUUUUUUUUUCCCACAAAAGUCGAAAAAAAAAAUGCUCAAUUUGAUCGUUUGAAGGUACGGUACUGUACGGUGGUCGACUGCGAGAACGUGGGCAUCUACAUAACCGACCACGCCGCCGGCCACUACGACAACUGCGAAAUCGCGCGGAACAACCUCGCCGGCGUCUGGGUGAAAAACCACGCGAAUCCCUCGUUCCGCAAAUGCCACAUUCAUUCUGGACGCGACGUCGGCGUCUUCACUUUUGAGUUGGUUCCUAUACUUUUUUUUUUUGAGGAAAGUUGAAGUGGAAUCACUCUUAGACCCUUAAGUGGCGCCUUCAAACUGCUUGAGAUCUUUUUUUUUUAGUUUUUCGCUCACAACCCUAGGCGAAGACGAGUAAAAAGGUGCUUUUUUUUCGGAAAUAAGUUAUUGCUCAGCUAUUCAAACUAUGUGACAAGUUUCAAGGCAUUCGGACCACUUACAGAAAAUUUAUACCCAAAAAACCAUUUUGAAAGAGAUUUAUAAUCGGUACUGUACUUUUAUUUUUUCAUUUUAUGUUAUUGAUUUUCGAUUUUUUUUUUUAAAUGUUAUUAGACGAGGAAAAGUUAUAGUAGCCACUGGAGAGGCUCCUCAAAUUAGAAUCCAAAAGAAGUCUCUAAAUUUUAGUCACUUAAGUGACCACUUGAACAUCAAAACCUUGAAGUGGUCACUAAAAAUUUCCUCAGUAUUUUGAAAAUACUAUGUUUUUCCCAGCUUAUUAUGCAGCUCUGAAGGCUGUUUCAUCAGAGUACGAGUACCUUAAAAUUCGCGUGUCGCAAGUUAAUAAUUUUCCUUGUUUAUAGGCACGGACAAGGAUACUUUGAAAAGUGCAACAUCCACUCGAACCGGAUAUCAGGCAUCGAAGUGAAAAACAGCGCCAACCCGACGGUCAUCCGCUGCGAAGUGCAUCACGGCCAAACCGGUGGAAUUUACGUUCACGAGAAAGGUACACUUUCUACCACGAAAUAUUCCAAGAUUUUAUUUAAAACUAUACAUUUUUGUUGCAGGACGAGGUCAGUUCAUGGAGAACCGAAUCUACGCCAACUCGUUCGCCGGCAUCUGGAUCACCUCGCAGUCGGAUCCGACGAUCCGGAAAAACGAGAUCUUCACCGGCCAACAGGGCGGCGUCUACAUUUUCGGCGAAGGCCGCGGGCUCAUCGAGCAGAACAACAUCUACGGCAACGCCUUGGCCGGCAUCCAGAUCCGAUCUCAGUCGGAUCCCAUCGUUCGGCUCAACAAGAUCCACGAUGGACUUCAUGGAGGAAUCUACGUGGUACGCCUUUUUUUUCAUCCCAUUAAGAUGGUCGUAUGAAAAAACUUUUUUCGACGUCUCAAAAAAUAGUCGUCGAUUUUCGCGCCUGGUCCGUAAACAUUGGACCCUACAAGCGUCGGAAAUCCACAGAGCUGUUUUUCUUCCUUAGUUCUCUCGCUAGAUUUUUAACUUCAUUUUUUGUUCAUUUCUGUCAGAAAAGUUUAGAGAAAAACGGUUUGACAACUUUAUUGUAUGGAUUUCAAUCUUUCUGAAACUUUCUGGAGUUUUGAUGAUUUUUAUUUGAAAUACCAUUGAAAAUUCGAAUUCCAGUAAAAAAAAAAAGCGCAGCUCAGAGAAUUUCAGUAAGAUUGAGCUCCAUACAAGAAAGGUGUGAGGAAAAGUUUUUUUUUUCUUACGGUACUGUACGGAUAAAAGGACUGUGACGUCACAGCUAUCUAUCGUUGCAAAUUAAAGUGAGUAUCCAACGGCAUGAUGAAUACCGUACUCCCCAUUUGGCUGCGUACUUGAGAUUUCAAAUUUCGCGCCAAAAUUUUUUUGACGUCUCCUCACCCCGUUUGGGAACGCCGUACCAUAGAAGAAUAAUAUUUUGUAGCACACGCUUGCCUAAACCUCUAGCUAAGAGCUGUUUCAAAAAAAACUUUCAAAUUUUCAACAACUAUCUCUUUUCUUUCCUACGGAUAACUCGAACUUCCAGCACGAAAAAGGAAAGGGUCUAAUCGAGGAGAACGAGGUCUACGGCAACACCUUGGCCGGCAUCUGGGUCACUACCGGAUCGUCGCCUAUUCUCAGGAAGAAUAGGAUACAUUCCGGAAAACAGGUUCGCCUUUUUUUUCAAUUUUUAUAUUUUCAUUUUUUUUUUUGUCAGGUCGGCGUCUACUUUUACGAUAAUGGUCACGGGCUUCUGGAGGAGAACGACAUUUUCAAUCAUUUGUAUUCCGGUGUACAAAUUAGGUUGGUUAUUUUUAAUUUUUUAUAUCUUUUAGAGAAAUUUUGCAUAUGAAUUUUUUGUGACUGCAGAACGGGUUCGAAUCCGAAGAUUACGCGCAACAAGAUCUGGGGCGGACAAAACGGCGGCGUCCUCGUCUACAACGGGGGCCGCGGAUGUCUCGAAGGUAGAGUUUUGAAAAGAAAUAUCAAUAAAACAUGGAAAAAAUAAUCUUGUGCUGUUUUAUGAGCAUAGGUAAAAUGAAGAAGUUACUUUGAGGACCUUCAGAAAAAAAAAAUGGAAAGAGCACCUUUUUCAUAGCCGCAGAGGGCCCUUUUUCAAUCCCCUGGAAACUAUUAAAGUGCUUUCUAGCAUCACUUUAUCAGUAGAUGUAGAAAAAAAGCUAUUGGUGGCCCUCAGAAAAUUUUUUUGGAAGAAGAUUCUCCGUUUUGCAAUUUUUUUUUCUUAUUUUUUUUGAUUUUUUGGUAGCCGCAAGUCUUUAUGAAGUUUUCUUUAAGGAAUAUAGAAGAAAUUUACAAUAUUCAUCGAGGCAGAAAAGUAUUUUAUAAGCAAGGUGUGCGAGUCAAAACAAAACUCAAAGACAGGCUGGUAAAAAAAAUUAUCAGAAUUGUUCAUGCUACAAUGAAUUUGUGUAAUUUAUUCCAAAAAAAAAAUUAUCUCAGAGCCAAUUUUCAACUUUUGAAAUAAAUUGGCUAUCAUUCAGAUAACGAAAUCUUCGAUAACGCGAUGGCUGGCGUUUGGAUCAAAACGGAUAGCGAGCCGAUUUUGCGACGCAACAAGAUCUACGACGGACGCGACGGCGGCGUCUGCAUUUUCAACAAAGGCAGAGGUAAUUUUUUAAGGAAAUAAAAAUCUUGAACAUUACGAAAUUUCAUAUGAAAAAAUAUGUCAGAGUUUUUAAGAUUUGGAGUGCGAAAAUUUCUUUUUUUUUGUCACGAUUUUUCAAACCAAAAACAUCUUAUUCGGAAAGUGGCCAAGAAGGUUUUGACGUUUUAGUGACCCUUUUAGUAGUCGAAUUAGUAACCACUUAAGUGACUAAAAUUUAUUGAUUUCUUUAGAAGUCUAAAGUUCUACCAGACCAUUGGAAACUAUUGUAGAGGCCACUCAGACGCAAAACAGAGGUAGUUCUGAUGUGUCAUUUUAGUGUCCUCUCCAAGUAUUUCUUGAGGAACUUUUUAAGAGUUUGCUGGAGUUUUUUUUUCCAGUGAAUUACUUUUUUUUUUUGAAGAAAAUUGAAAAGUAUAAAUUUAUAUUGAAUUUUCAGUUUCUCCAUGAAAAGACUCAAAAUUCAGGCGUUCUCGAAGACAACGAAAUCUUCCGAAACGCGCAGGCCGGCGUCUUGAUUUCAACCGAGUCCAACCCGACGUUGAGAAGGAAUCGAAUAUUCGAAGGAAAAGCUGCGGGAAUCGAAAUCACCAACAGUGCGACGGCGACCCUCGAAGAAAACCACUUGUUCCAGAACAAGUUUGGCGGUGAGUGAAACGGAAAAUUGAUUUUAAAAUUUCACGAAAUUCGCACUCAGAACGCGCGGGAGAAAGGCUCUAGCGCGAUUUGCGGCACACUAUUUUUUCAGCGCGGGAAACAGUUUUGCACGACAGGUAUCGCAGAGAAACGCGGCAGGUUUCCACAGAGCAUGUUUUUGGCCCAUUUAGCAAGAAAAAAAAAUAUAUUGGAUAUUUGCCAAAAAAGAGGAGCCGUUCAAUCACGCUGCGUUCCGACUCGAGCUUCUGAAUCAGAAAAUUACAGCUGCUCAAAGCUCUUCAAAAGAAAAAAUUAUGAAAAAGAUUAUCACGUGAAAUUUUGAUUUCAAUAGUUAUACACUAGACGAUAAGAAAAAAAAGAAUAGACCUGAAAAAAAAGCAGUGCUAUUGAAUAAAUUGUUCCAAGGAAUGAUUAUGGGAUAAAAUCACAUCUCUGAAAAAAAAUUUUUAAUUCAGCCAAUCUUUGUUUAAUCACUAAAGACUCCAUAUCAAACUACUGUAAUAUACAAUUUUCAGGUCUUUGUCUCGCGACGGGCGUCCAUCCCGUGCAGCGAAACAACAAAAUCUACGACAACUACGAUACGGUGCAGAAGGCGGUGAAAAGCGGCCAGUGUCUGUUCAAGAUCAGCAGCUGCACCAGCUUCCCCAUGCACGAGUUUUAUCGGUUCGUUUUCAAAAUUAGAUGAAGUCUCCACUUGGAGGAGCUGCUCUCAUUCCGAGGCUUCCGGGCCCCAGUACAUCAUCCGCUGUAUUCUAAGCUUCUCAAGGCGCAAAUUGAUGAAUUAAGCGCUAAAAACAAGCCGAAGGACCCUAAGACAAUGCCUUUCAACUUGAUCAACCACUCGUUGGUACUUCUAGUUCGCCAAAGGCGAUUGUUCAUUAUAGCUUCAGUUUUUGUUCACCGCCUGGUUGAUUACAACUAUGACUAAAGCAACAAAAGAAAUGAUUGAUUCUUCUUCUUCUUCCUACGCCUUUGUACCGCUUGAGCGGCGUCGGCGCCCAAGUCGAUGAGCCGAGGUCCUAUUCUGAUAUCAAUUAUUAUCAGUGGACUGGCUCUAGUGACAUAUCCGUCCUUGUGUGUGACGGCUGGGGAUUUUAAAGCCGUGUUUUCCCACCACCAACAUUUCUUAAACCCCUUGGUUGGGUCGAGGCGGGGAUCGAACUUGUGACCCUGUGGACCGUAGACAGGCACACAACCUGUUGCGCUAAGACGAAGAAAUGGUUGAUUAAUGGAUUGAAAAAGACUGUGAAUCCAUUUUUUUUUUUGCAGAUGCGCGACGUGCAAUACAACGGAACGCAACGCCAUCUGUAUCAAUUGUAUCAAAACGUGUCAUCGCGGACACACCGUCGAGUUGGUUCGCUAUGAUCGGUAUGUUUUUCUUUUUCUUCAGUUCUGGAAAUAAUUUUAAGAUUUUUGAGGAAAUAUUCUCUCAGCAUUCCAAAAUUAAAACCUGAAGAAGCUUCUUUGAAGCGGUUCCUAGAUCUCCUCAUACACAUCUGAUAUCGGGAACAUACUAUAGUAGCCCAGUCCACGCCAGCUUGGUACGAUUUUUGUUUCCCUCCGAGCUAGAGAAUCAUUCCCUUCAAAGCGCGCGGCCUGUUUCUCUGCAUGCGCCUUUAAUUUGGCUUGAAAAUUCCGUUAUGUGAAAGGCCGCGCGCAUCGAGGAGAAGGGUCCUGAAGCACAGAGAGAAAAGAAAAUCGCGACGGUCUGGCGCAGAUUGACCGUUAGCUCAGUUCUUUGAAGGUGACAAACUCUGGCGUGAACGAAAAAGAUAUUAUUAUCGCUUUCAAACAUCUUUCAUGCUCCUUUAAAGGCUUUUGUUUUUGAAAAAAAAACUAUGAAAUCGAUAGGCUAUGUUUGGAAAAAAAGGUUUUUUUUGAGAAGGGGGGAAAAUGAAUUUCAGCCAGAGCGUCACCCUCUACAGUCUACAGAGCUCUGCUUUCAAGCCGGGGAAAAUUUACCAUAGAACAGCAUAGAUUUGAAAAAGAAACUGUGCUUUGGUCAUCUCACUGACGUUUUGAGGUUUUUCUGCGAUUGUGGCGCCGGCACUCUGGAGAAGCAGUGCCGCCUUCAGACGGAAGUCCGCGAUAACGACACCGUCUACGACUCGGCGACUCCGACGUCCACAGAGACGCCUGUCGACUAA